AUGUUUUCCCGCUUGGUGCCAGCCUUCAGUGCUUGCGCUCCACCCUGCCCCUGCAGACGCAGACAUGCAGAUCUUCGUGAAGACCCUGACGGGCAAGACCAUCACCCUCGAGGUCGAGCCCAGCGACACCAUCGAGAAUGUCAAAGCCAAAAUCCAGGACAAGGAGGGCAUCCCACCUGACCAGCAGCGGCUGAUAUUUGCUGGCAAGCAGCUGGAAGAUGGCCGCACCCUCUCAGACUACAACAUCCAGAAAGAGUCCACCCUGCACUUGGUGCUUCGCCUUCGAGGUGGCAUCAUCGAGCCCUCCCUGCGACAGCUCGCGCAGAAGUACAACUGCGACAAGAUGAUCUGCCGCAAGUGCUAUGCUCGCCUGCACCCCCGUGCCGUCAACUGCCGCAAGAAGAAGUGCGGCCACACCAACAACCUCCGCCCCAAGAAGAAGGUCAAGUAAAGCUGGCCACCGCCGCCGAGGGCCAGGGCCGUCUCUGCCAGCCCCAUGCCCAGGGCCUAAAUAAAGUUUCCCUUAUGUAGACUGGAGCAUAA
This is a messenger RNA of Dipodomys ordii (Ord's kangaroo rat), 543 nucleotides long. RefSeq names its product ubiquitin A-52 residue ribosomal protein fusion product 1 (gene Uba52). Gene Ontology annotation, biological process: translation; modification-dependent protein catabolic process; protein ubiquitination. The transcript has 4 exons. NCBI's taxonomy places the organism in Eukaryota, Metazoa, Chordata, Mammalia, Rodentia, Heteromyidae. The record is from RefSeq and is a predicted model, not a curated record. Bases 65 to 451 code for a protein of 128 amino acids. Gene Ontology annotation, cellular component: ribosome; nucleus; cytoplasm. Gene Ontology annotation, molecular function: protein tag activity; structural constituent of ribosome; ubiquitin protein ligase binding.